AUGGGCAAACACCGCUCCUCGGGCGCCCCCGCGUACGACCAGUUCGGCGAGCUGGGCCUGCCGCAGGACCGCGAAGAAAGUCAACGCCAAGGUCAACGCCAAGGUCAACGCUUCGGCGGCGGCGGGGCCUCCGGGCCCAGCCCCAUCGUGUACGAGCGGCACGUUCCAAAAUUUCUGCAGCCGUAUGCGCAUCUGAUCGACAAGAGGCGGAAUCCGUUCGACGGGGGAGGCGGGGGGGAGGAGGCGGGGGCGAGGGGCAGGGCGGGGCUGGAGCAGGCGGAGGAUGGGGAUGACGAUCGGGACCAGGCGGAAGCCAUACAACGGGCCCUUGAAGAAAAUCCUGAGCUUGCCAAGGAGCUGGGCUCAGAGGUUGUUGACAAGGCAAGGGCUCUGGCUGAGAAGGAGGCAGGCAAUGAGGCAUUUUCAGAGGGUCGGUAUGAAGAUGCUGUAAAGAGGUUCACAGAGUGCAUAAAGCUGGAUGGCAGCAACGAGAUUUACUACAGCAACCGGUCUGCCGCCCAUGCCAAGGCGGGCGACUUUCCAUCGGCCCUGAGAGAUGCAGAGGCUGCGCUGCGCCUCAAGCCGAGAUGGGUGAAGGGCUGGGCGCGCAAGGCAGCGGCGCUGCAGGGCCUCAAUUACCACUCGGAGGCCAAGGAGGCGUACGAGCGGGCGCUGGAGAUCGAGCCGGACGAUGAGACAUUGCGCAAGGGGUACGAGAAGGUGAGGUGCCGAAGGGCUGGAUGUGUUUGA
Ostreobium quekettii is the source of this 750-nucleotide messenger RNA. The record is from the annotation of a GenBank genome assembly. NCBI's taxonomy places the organism in Eukaryota, Viridiplantae, Chlorophyta, Ulvophyceae, Bryopsidales, Ostreobiaceae.